Messenger RNA from Vespula pensylvanica (western yellowjacket), 1173 nucleotides. RefSeq names its product very-long-chain 3-oxoacyl-CoA reductase-like. Bases 77 to 1039 code for a protein of 320 amino acids. Gene Ontology annotation, cellular component: endoplasmic reticulum. The record is from RefSeq and is a predicted model, not a curated record. NCBI's taxonomy places the organism in Eukaryota, Metazoa, Arthropoda, Insecta, Hymenoptera, Vespidae. Gene Ontology annotation, molecular function: oxidoreductase activity. The transcript is spliced from 3 exons.
UAUUCUCAAUUCGCUACCAGUCGUGAUAUAUUAUGAUAACUCAUACAUGGAUAAGCGUUACAAAACGUAAACGGAGAUGUUAACGUGUCGGAAGAAAAUCUCUUGGAUAAUACUGACUACUUUGGGUUUAAACAUAUUUAUUAAAGGAAGUCACUUUGUAUGGAAAAAAAUAUUAGCACCUAAUCUAGGCUUAGGCAUAGAUUUGACAAAACAAGGAAGAUGGGUAGUAAUUACAGGUGCAACCGAUGGUAUUGGUAAAGCGUUCGCAAUCGCUCUUGCUAGUAAAGGUCUCGAUAUUGUUUUAAUAUCAAGAUCACUGAUAAAACUGAAGUAUGUUGAAACCGAGAUAAAAGAGAGAUAUGGAGUUAAAACUCGUAUCGUUGUGGCUGAUUUAACCGAAGGUCAAGAGGUUUACUCAAAGAUUGCUAAGGCUACGGAAGAACUUGAAGUUGGUGUUUUGAUUAACAAUGCUGGGAUGAAUUCCGAUUAUCCGGAAUUAUUCGUCAAAAUGUCAGAAGAAAUAUUAAAUAAGAUAUUACAAUUAAACGUGGUUAGUCUUACCAUUAUCACUGGAAUAAUUUUACCAGAUAUGAUGAAACGACGAAAGGGUGUAAUAAUUAAUAUAAGUUCGAUAUCGGGUAUGAAUUUUGUAUGUCCAUAUUUAACAGCCUAUGCAGCUACUAAAGCUUACAUCAUCAAGUUCACUAGUAAUUUAGCUGCGGAAGUAGCUCAGAGUGGUAUUACCGUACAAUGUAUUGCUCCUGGACCUGUUGCCACUAAGAUGAUCAAAAUCAAAAAACCAACGUGGAUGAUACCAACUGCUGAUAAAUUUGUCGAAGCUACUUUAAAAACUGUGGGAAUCGAAUCUUUAACAACCGGAUAUUUACCGCACUAUUUAUUAUACAAAUAUUUUGAAACGUUGACAUGGAUAUAUAAAAAGGGUACAAUCAGAUUAAUGUCCAAGAUAUUUCUCAAACAUAAGAAACAUUUUCUUCGGAAAAUGAUCAAGGAGCAGGAGCAAACGGAAGAUAUGAAAUAAAAGUAUAAGAAAUAAAAGGAAAAUAAGUUCCUAUGACAACGACAAUGUUUCUAUCUGAAUCAAGAAUAAAUAUAUAUUUACAAAAUUAAAAAUUAAUUAAUCGAUGUAAUCUUAAUAAAUAAUUAAUUAAUUAA